CACAGCUGGUAAAAUAGGGGAAAUAUUUUAAGUGUUUUCUUCAACCACUAAGCCUUAAAAUACACAACAUAGACAUUCGAUUUGAAAACUGAGGAACAAUCAUGGAAAAUAUAUCUAUGAGGGAGAAUUCAAAACGUCACGUUUACUGUGAAUCUGAAUCUGUGACUGAAUCAGCAACAAAGGAUAGAAAAAGGAGGCAUUUAUGUCACUAUUUUUUCACACAAUGUUUGAACUAUUUUCGCAGAAGUCCCCUUCAACAAAAACGCAAGGCUCUAGUAAACAAAUCUGGUCAGUACAGCAUUGACUACAGAGGACGGAAACCCAUCUUCUUUAUCAAGGAUAUCUAUCUGACUUUGCUUGAUCUCCAGUGGCGAUGGGCAAUUCUUGCGUUUUUCAUUAUGUACUUUACGGUAUUUAUUUUUUUCACUCUCGCUUGGUUCGCUGUUUGCUGGAUCAAUGGCGAUUUUAUUCACUUGGGAGAUCCGAGUUACGAACCGUGUGUCAAAGGUAUGACCAGCUUCGUAGGUUUACUUCUUUUCUCUAUUGAGACACAGACUUCAAUCGGGUACGGUUUCGUUCAUCCAAACACGUCCUGCGCCGGUUCCUUGGUCAUUCUGUUUUUCCAAAUAACAGUUGGACUCAUCGCAGACACUUUUCUACUCACCUAUAUUGUAUCCAAGUUUUUUCGACCUUCCAAACGGGCUAAAACAAUUCGCUUCAGCGAAAAUGCGGUGAUUUGCCAAGAGGACGGCAUUCUUUGUCUCCAGGUCCGUAUUGGAGACCUGCGUGGUAAAUCACUGCAAUCCGUUUCGGCCCAUGGUGUACUGGUACUUGAAUCAAUAACUGACGAAGGCUCCGUAUACCCUCUCUACCAGAAUAAACUCUCCUUCACCGUUGACUGUAUGCAGGGAGAUAUUUGUCUCUUGUGGCCAGUUUUGCUGACGCAUCAAAUCACAGAGUCCAGCCCUUUCUGGACCAGUGGUCCGUUGGACUUGGAAAAGGAACGAUUUGAAAUCAUAAUAUUCCUCGAAGGUUUUAUUGAGACAACAGGAGAACUGUGUCAAGCCAGAACAUCAUACUGCCAAAAUGAAAUCUUUUGGGGUUACCGUUUCCAGCAAAUUCUUCAAUUUCAUGAGUCAAUUAAGCGUUGGUGUGUCAAUUUUAAAGACUUUGAUAAAAUAAUUGAAACUCCAGUACCAGAGAUGAGUGCCAAACAUAUAACAGCCAUAUGCACAGGUAAAGACGUUUUGGAAAAUCCUCAUUUUUCAACAUCAUUUCCUGGAGAAUUCUCAGAGCAAAACCUGAAAGUCUUUGAGUCCAUGUCAGUGAUGAGCUCUCCUGGGAACCAGGCAAGAACCUAUGCUGAAACACAAGACUUGGGCAAUCAACCAGAAAUUCAUGAACGAAGGUUCUCGAUAUAACAGCUCCCAGGAUGAAGAAAACUUUACCAACCACAGACAGAUCUGAUCAUCUAUCACUGAUUGAGACAACUCGUUUUUUAGUCUUUUGACAACAAUUUCAUUCUAACUUAGCAUUUGAAUUGAAAUAAUCCUCUUUAUUGAGGGUCAGCUUUUAGACAUUAAUAAAUUAAUUUGUCAUUCCCUUUUAUAUUUUAAUAAUACUUGAGGGUGAUAAGGGGGUAGAAACAAUGCCACUUGGUUAUAUAUCUUUUACAUUCUGAAUUUAAAUUCCUCCAAAUUAGAUUUAGCUGUCUUAUCCACCAAGUGUUGAUAAAAUAAAUACCAGCUAAUUCAGUAGUUCUCAACCAUAUUUUACCUAUCAAACCCUUUGAUUACUAUUUUAUUCUUGUGGACCCCUCCCAUACCCAUUUGGUGUUUAAAAACUAGUUUUAUAGACACAUCUUUCAAAAUUUCUAUUUUGAUUUUUAUCCAUUCAUUUGUUUAGGCUUGAAAUUGCACUUGCAAUAAAUAUAUCUCAUGGAAAAUUUUUUUUCAUUGACCCCUAAAAUAUUGUGGAUCUUCAAUUUACUACCUUACUUGCAUGGACCCUGGUUGAGAACUACUGAGCUAAUUUAAUCAACCCUAACCCUUCCACUUAAAUGUACGUUGUACCAAUAAUGAAGAGAAUUUCUGCUUCAAAAAUUCUCUCUCUCUUGUGUGUGUGUGUGUAGAAGGUUGAAAACGAACGAGUAAACAAGAGACAGAAAGAAGGAAAAUGCCAC
Molecule: messenger RNA, 2182 nt
Organism: Octopus sinensis (East Asian common octopus)
Lineage: Eukaryota; Metazoa; Mollusca; Cephalopoda; Octopoda; Octopodidae
Product: G protein-activated inward rectifier potassium channel 3-like
Exons: 5
Coding region: 102-1421 (439 amino acids)
Biological process (GO): regulation of monoatomic ion transmembrane transport; potassium ion import across plasma membrane
Cellular component (GO): plasma membrane
Molecular function (GO): inward rectifier potassium channel activity
Source: RefSeq, a predicted model, not a curated record